GCAACAUGCGAAGAGAAGAAACCCAAACUGACGCCUUGGUCAAGGACGCCAACGCAGGAUAACUUGGCUGCCACACUUAACAUGCUCACCGCCUGGCACCAAUCAUGCUAAAUUGCUAAACCGGAUGGCAAUGUUUGCAGGUUCUGGAUGUGCCGUGCCAUCAUGUGCGUACCGAAUAGCAGCCUCGUGGGUUGUGCUUUAAGGGAGGGUGAUAAAAAAGCCUCAUAAUCCAGUACACCGCCUCAAAUGCCAACCACUCCACUCUCUCUCGCUCUAAUUCAACUCUGGAUCGCCGAUCCAGCGCUGCCAUGGUCCAAUCCGGUAUGGCAGUCUCUAACACAUGUUACUGGUGACCCGUGGGCAUACGACCCUUGGAGGGGUGUGACCCGUGUCGCCGAAUGGACGGUGGAUACAGCUCGGGCAGUUGAAGCCUUCAUGAACAAUUGCAGGACAGCUGGGGAUCUUGCAGACGUCGCUGUGAAAGGGAAGGACACUGACCAUGAAGGUCGUUCCGCGUGGAACGCCUGGGUUAAGACGUCAUGGCCCAAAUGGGAUAUCAACAAACUGGUCGACAACAUCUUACAAGAAAGCGGUUGCGAGCCGCAUGCUGUCAUGGCGAGGCUGAAGUGCAAGAGCACAGAUGAUUUUCCGACCAUGGAAGCUGCACAGGUGAAGCAUGUCGUUUCCAUCAAAUUAGCCGAUGCAUUGUUCGGUGAUGAUGGAUUCACCGACGGAACAUUCAUUGUGCCAUCCGUCAUGACGUUUAUUACCACGGUGAUGGUAUUGACGUGGAGCAGAUAUCGAAAGGCCAUGAAACGGCAAGUCGACAGCAUCGCGAAGAAGCUUCAGGAAGUUGAGGGGCAAUGGCUAGCCUGGGCGACCGCAAAUUCAUAUCCUACCUCGGUCGAGCUCCGCGCCUACCUGAAGAAAGUAGAUUCCUUGGUUACACUUAUCAGUCUAUUCAAGGACAAGGAAACGGUUGAGAAGCUCAAUACGCGUCGUGAACAGGUCAAUGCGAUGCUGGCUGGUGCUAAGAAACAUCCCAUUAAGUUAGAAUAUAUGGAAUCCGAACAAAUGAUAUUGUAGAUUUUAUGGGUCACACUACGCUCUAGGUGCACUACACAGCAAUCCGUUUAUUCUCAUGUAUACAUGCUUGUCUAAUUUUGACCGUGAUGACAUACGUAGAAUUCGAAGACAUGAAGCAAUAAACUUCUUCGAC
Messenger RNA from Suillus discolor, 1219 nucleotides. RefSeq lists its product as uncharacterized. The record is from RefSeq and is a predicted model, not a curated record. Lineage: Eukaryota; Fungi; Basidiomycota; Agaricomycetes; Boletales; Suillaceae. The coding region runs from base 247 to 1086 and encodes 279 amino acids. The transcript is spliced from 4 exons.